Messenger RNA from Ixodes scapularis (black-legged tick), 2852 nucleotides. Its product is annotated as CAAX prenyl protease 1 homolog. Gene Ontology annotation, cellular component: endoplasmic reticulum membrane. The record is from RefSeq and is a predicted model, not a curated record. The coding region runs from base 263 to 1726 and encodes 487 amino acids. Gene Ontology annotation, molecular function: metalloendopeptidase activity. Lineage: Eukaryota; Metazoa; Arthropoda; Arachnida; Ixodida; Ixodidae. Gene Ontology annotation, biological process: CAAX-box protein processing. The transcript has 10 exons.
CCGCAAGCUACCGCCCGUUAUAAGGAUUUUAUUCAUAUAAGAUCAAAUAAGGAUUUCGUUAUCCAUCAAGCAACGAAACGUAGCCAACUUAGCACGUAGCCGUAGCCACGCCAUAGCCGUAUCCGUAGCGUCCCGUCGAGGCGUCAGUCAACCCGGCGUGUGCGAGAGCGUUUGUUUGGAUUUGUUUUCCAGCGGUUUUCGGUCUCGGUGGUUUUAUCAGUUUCAUCGAGGCCAGGAACGAUUCGGCGUUCAGCCAGCAAACAUGGGCUUCACUGUUCUCGGCUUACUAACUCAGUGUUACGAAGCCGGCAGAAGCUUGUGCUCCAACCUUGUCCUGUGUACCGCCAACACCGUGCGACCAUACUGGACAGUUCAGAACAUUUUUAUCUUCGCUUUAGCGGUUUCUUGGAUUGCGUACCUCUGGGAAACAUACCUGUCCUAUCGACAGUACAAGUUAUGCAAAAGUACCUCUCGUGUUCCUGCUGAAGUAAGUUCCAUAACAGACCAGGAAACCUUCUCGAAGGCAAGGUUAUACCAGCUGGACAAGUCCAAGUUCGGCUUCUACGCUGGGCUCUGGAAUCAAGUGGAAACUACACUCGUGUUGAUCCUAGGUGGUUUCCCCUUUUUCUGGUCUCUCUGUGAGCAAUGGGCAGCGAAAGCCGGUUUCAGUGGCAAUGAGCUGGUGGUGACAUCAUUCUUCAUUGUCGUCGGUUCCCUGAUCUCCACAGUGGUGGAUCUGCCAUGGUCCAUAUACUACACAUUUGUAAUCGAGCAGAGACAUGGCUUCAACAAUCAGACUGCAGGAUUCUUUGCAAAAGACCGUGUGAAGAAGUUCUUCUUGAUGCAAAUGAUCAUUGUCCCGAUUGUGGCCGGCAUUGUUCAGAUCAUCAAGUUGGGUGGAGACUACUUCUUCAUCUACCUCUGGUUCUUCACACUCGUGGUUUCCUUACUAAUGUCGGUAGUCUAUUCUGACUUCAUUGCACCUCUCCUUGACAAGUUCACCCCGCUCCCUGAAGGCGACCUCAGAACCAAGAUAGAGGAACUUGCUGCCAGCAUUCACUUUCCACUCAAGAAGCUCUUCGUGGUCGAAGGCUCUAAGAGGUCAUCUCACAGCAACGCAUAUUUCUAUGGCCUCUUCAAGGAGAAGAAGAUUGUUCUGUUUGACACCCUCCUCGAGAAGGCCGAGCCCCUUGAUAAAGAGAAUGGAACUGUAACCAGCGAAGGUCUUGAUGAGAAGCCACUGACUGAGAAGAAAGAGAUGAAGAAAACCGGCUGCGAUGACAACGAAGUCCUGGGUGUGCUUGCCCACGAGCUGGGUCACUGGAAAUUGAAUCAUGUGCUGAAGAACUUUGUCAUUGGCCAAGUUCACUUGUUCUUUUGCUUUAUGAUCUUUGCCAUGCUGUACAAGGACACCAGGCUGUACGAGGCAUUUGGUUUCUAUGGAACACGACCUGUCUUUGUGGGGCUCAUCUUGAUAUUCAUGUACAUCUUCUCUCCAUACAACACGCUGCUGGAGUUCCUGAUGACUGCGCUGAGCCGCCACUUCGAGUUUGAGGCUGAUGCCUUCGCUCGCAAGAUGCACAGGGCCUCUUACCUGCGCAGUGCUCUGAUCAAGCUGAACCGCGACAACCUCAGCUUCCCCGUGCACGACUGGCUCUACUCUGCGUGGCAUCACUCGCACCCACCUGUGCUGGAACGGGUCAAGGCCCUCGGAAAGACAGACUGAGCGCGCGUCCACACAUUUGCGGGACUUUCUCGACGCGGAGAAGCAGAAAGGUUAGCCAGACCAAGGCGGGCAAGCGCAUGUUCAUGUUCUUUCCUCGUUGUAAAGUCAUUCUUUUUGUAACAUGCCAGCAUAUUCUACCCAUGGUAGUUUUGUAACUGUGAAUGAUUCUUUGCUCUUAGGUCCACCGAGCUUUCUCUGCUUCUGAAUAUGGCAGCUGGAAGUGGUUGCAAAUGUCGGAAGAAUUUGAGUUUUUCUGGGCAUUCCCUCUUUUUACGGUUUUGGGGCUUCCUGUCGAGCCUGGGGGUUAGAACAAUCUGUUUGUUCUUAUUUGGAACAUGGAUAAAGACAAGUUUGUACCUAAAAAAAAGGGGUGCAAUACAUAUAAUAAAAAAUGUACUGUAUGCAUCAGGUAGGGAACACAGUUUUUUUUUAAACUGUUGAUGCAUCGUCAGUUGGCUCUCAUAUGCAAACUUUUCUAUACUAGUAAACAUUCUGCACAUUGAAUGUUGUGUGGCAUAUUUGAGAUUUAUUCGGGCAGCAUAUAUAUUUGUUUCAUAAUGCUUGCCACAUCUCUUGCACGCUUAAUCAAUCUCUAGUCGGGUUUCCAUCACAGCCGGUGUAGUGUGGCAUUUGAAAAAUUAUUCACUCUUUCACUGAACUAGGUGUCUUCAGUAGGGCUGCAGCAGAUGAUGUCAUGUCCAUCUUCAAAUUAAAUUCCCCUGGGUUGUGUUGGGAAAUGUAUGUAUUAUCUGCACUGUUCCCUGGUUGAGUUGGUUGCAUAGCUUGUAUUAUAAAAGGCCCUAAAAACUCUAAGCCUUGGUAAGGCUCCAGUAAAUAAACAUUAAUUUUGUGUGGGAAUAAUUUUUUUAAUGAUUUGCAUCUGAAAUUUGUCUGGAUUUUUUAGGUGCUGAAAAUAAAUAAGGAUGCCUUCAGUGUGUUGCUUCAGCUCCUUCGGCAUUGUAAGCCUUAUUUUUUCCUAGGUUUUUAUGCGUAUGCCAAGCGUGACGGCUCUUAGGGCUGCGACACUUCGUUUGAUAUUUUUGUUUCCUGUCGGAAGACUUUUCUAACACCUUUUGUACCUCCUAAAAAAAUUGUUAUUGAGAAAAUAAAUUUUUCUUGUGUACGA